AUGGCGCGCCCAAUCGAGUAUAUCAGUAGCAUUGACGAUUCGAAGGAUUUGUGGAAGGUUGCUGUUAGAUGUAAGCAUCUGUGGUCUGUUACCAGUUCUCAGAAUAGAGAGCACUUAGAGCUUAUUCUGUUUGAUUCAAAGUUGGAUUUGAUUCAAGCCAUUGUGCCAUCUUAUUUGGUAUCAAAAUUCAAAACACAGCUUGAACUUGGUUGUUCCUACAUAAUGCAUAAUUUCAAAGUUUCCAACAAUGAUUUCUCCUUGAAAUCCACUGAUCAUAAGUUCAAAUUGAUUUUCUGUGGUUCAACUUCCGUCAAAAAGGUCAAACUUGCUGACAUACCUCUGAACCACCUCAAGUUAAUUGGAAUAAAUGCUAUUAUUGAGGGUAAAUACAGAACGAAUUUGUUAUAUGAUAUAAUUGGUGGGGUUACUGAAAUAUCCCAAGCCCAGAUAAUUCCUGAUAACAACAAAAGCAAGGUUGUGUUUUCAUUAACUGAUCUGAGCAAACAUCAUGUGCAAUGUACUCUUUGGGGUAAAUUAGCUGUGCAACUGAAUGAGUAUUAUACGACUCAUAAGGCUGAUGGUAGUAUUGUUCUCCUACUUAUGAAUGCAAGGAUCAAGGAACCUCAAGGAAAUUAUCCUUUAAAUGUAUCAAAUGCUUGGAACGGCACAAAACUGCUCAUCAAUGAUUUGUCUAUUGAGGAGGUUAAAAACCUUAAAGAGAAUCUGUCUGAUAUUGCAUAUCUGCAGACUGAAACUACAUGUGUGACUGUUGCGACUCUGGAGAAGUUUGAAUGUGGGCAGUCAGGAUGGUAUUAUGAUGGAUGUAGUGAAUGUACCAAAAGUGUGACUUUGAAGGAUGGAAAAUUCAUGUGUUAUUCCAAACACAUCAGUUCUGAGCCAGUCCCAAGGUUUAAGCUUGAAGUGCGUGCCUCCGAUGGAAAGUUAAAAUACAAGUUCGUAUUUUGGGAUGUAGAUUGUGUAAAGUUGAUUGGGAAGUCCUCCCUUCAGAUGAAGUUGGAUUUGAUGGAGACUGGAGAUUUUGAUCCCCUUGAAUUCCCUUAUGAACUUGAUGUGAUGCUAAAGAAGAAGUUGGCUAUAAGAGCAGUGUUUCAACCAAACAAGGCCAGUCUUUCUGUAAUCGGAUUUAAGGCAGAUGAAGUGCUACGUACCAAAAUAAAGCAGAGGUUUAAAUGUGAAGAGCACACUUCAAAGAUUGUCGUCUCAACAGAUGACACUCGAGAUGAUAUGCAUACAACAUCGUGUACUCCGACCAUCAGCACCUCGGAAAAACAGUCUCAUGAUGAUCCACAAACAGUUUCAGAUCCGUUAUCAAUCACUGCAGAUUAUGACCCUUCAGUUGCCAACUCUGCACUUACACCGUCAAAAAGAUCUAUUCCUGAGACAGUUGAAGAACUCGAUAGUGCCCAACUAUCGUCCACCAAGAUAAUAAGGGACAUCAAGCUGGAGAAAUGA
Vicia faba (fava bean) is the source of this 1473-nucleotide messenger RNA. NCBI's taxonomy places the organism in Eukaryota, Viridiplantae, Streptophyta, Magnoliopsida, Fabales, Fabaceae. The record is from the annotation of a GenBank genome assembly.